AUGGCUCUGGGAAGCAGACAGAGGGAGCUGCUGUUGAACACGCUGAUGGAGCUGGGGGAGAAGGACUUCGAGCACUUCAGGUUCCUCACGGACCUGCCUCAAAGUGUGCGUGAAAACACCCGCCAGGCGUACAUUGCUGAUGAGCUGAUAAAGAAGCACGGCCAGAACACUUUGGACCAGACCAUCAUGCUUCUGGAGAAGAUUGGAAACAUCAAUUUGGCCGAAAAGCUGCGGAGCGACAUGCUGAAAAUAGAAGGCACCGACUUCUCCGUCCACGAUGACGAUCAGAUUGCCAGAUUGAAGAGGGAGCUCCAAGACAACCUGCGGCGUUUAUACAGGUUUGCUCCUGAGGGCAACACCGAGCGGUGGCAGCAGCAGCCCCUGGAGGACGUCUACACGGAGCUGGACGUCACCUACGGGGCAGACGUCAGCCCAGACGGGCGGCAUGAGGUCCUCCAGAUGGAGACGUGUGACGCCGCGGCCAAGCAGUCUAUCCUGCCGUGCGACAUCUUCAAAAGCCCUGACGGGAACCUGCGACCGAUACGCACGAUGCUCACCGUCGGCUUCGCAGGAAUAGGAAAAACCUUCCUAAUUCAAAAGUUUGUGUCAGACUGGGCCAGCGGUAGUACCAACCAGGACGUGGACUUCAUAUUUCCUAUCACCUUCCGCGAGUUAAACAUGGAGAAAGGGGAGAGCUUUACGUUGGCCGAGCUGAUCCAAACUUUUGUCUGCGGAGACAGGCACAUGAGCGAGAGACUGAACAAUAUAUUUGUCCACCUGCAAACUUCUGGGAAGCGGGACUUUGAAAGCAGUGGGAUCAAGAUCUUGUUUAUCCUCGACGGACUGGACGAGUGCAACUUCAAAAUCGACUUGAAGAAAGUGAGGAAAGUGGACAUGGAUGUGAGGGAAAGCUACCCGCUGGAGGUACUGCUGGCGUAUCUCAUCAAAGGGAAUCUGCUUCCUUGUGCCCGGGUUUGGAUUACCACGCGACCCGCGUCGGCCCCCGAUAUCCACUCCAACUUUAUCGACAGCCGAACAGAGGUGAGAGGAUUCACCGAUUCUCAGAGGUUGGAGUACUUCAGGAAAAGGUUCCCAAAUAAGGAGCACGUCAUUGAGCACAUUCGGAAAUCUCGCACCAUCUACAUAAUGUGCCACAUUCCGAUUUUCUGCUGGCUCACCGCAAUAGUUCUUCAGGAUCAUUUGGACAAAAGGAAGGAGGGAGAGCUUCCCACAACGCUGACUGACAUGUACUCAGCGUUUGUAGGUAACCACCUGGGAAACUCCAAGGAAAGAAAUACAGCGGAGUAUAUCCCUGACGUGAAAGCGCUCGCCAAGCUGGCCUUUGACCACACCAUGAAUAACUGUCAGAUCUUCUACGAGAAAGACCUGGUGGACAGCGGUUUUGAUUACAGUCAAGCUGCAAAACACUCCGGAAUAUUCACUGAGGUCUUUAAGGAGGUCCCUCCGCUCAGGAGAAACAAACAGAAGAUGUUUCAGUUCGUUCAUCUGACCAUCCAGGAGUAUAUGGCCGCAUUACACGUGAUGAUUUGCCUUUUCCAUGACAACAACAACGCACUGGACAAUUCAGGAUGGAAAAAAAUAUUCAUGCCUUUUAAGCGGGAGACAAUCACUGAGGUGCACAAGUCAGCUCUCGAGAAAGCCUCGAAGAGUGAAGGCAACCUGGACCUAUUCCUUCGCUUCCUCUUUGGCCUUUCCUUGCCAUGCAACCAGGAACUAGUGGGGGAACUGCUGAAGGCUCCUCAGGGCUGCGGGCAAAGCAAGUCAAAGACAGUCGAGUUGAUCAAGAAAAGGAUAAAACAGAACACUCCAGAAAAGAAUGUCAACUUGUUCUACUGCCUAAACGAGCUGAAGGACGACUCCUUGCUGAAACAGAUCCAGCAGGAAUUAGCUUCAAAACGUCUGUUUUGGUAUGAAGUGUCAAAUGACAUGUGGUCGGCCCUGGCCUUUUUCUUACUGACAGACGAUGAAACCAAGAAGUCCUUUCAACUUUCCAGCUACUCCCGAUCGCCUUUGUGGCUCGAAAAGCUGCUGUUGGUGGUCAAGGCUUCUCAAAAAUCCGACCUAACGGGUUGUAACCUGGACAAAGGCAGCUGUCACCUACUGGCUCCCGUUCUCAGUUCUCCAUCCAACCUGAGGCAUCUGGACCUGGGCUUGAACCCUCUGUCGGACGAAGGGGUGGAGAUCCUGUCGAAAGGACUGGCCAGCCCACACUGCAACUUAGAAGUCCUCACGCUGGUCCACUGCGGGCUCACCAGUAAAGGAUGUGUUUCAUUGGCUGAGGCACUCAAGGUAACCCCCUCCCAUCUUCAAGAGCUGGACCUGAGCUGCAACGAUCGAUUGGACAAGGGGGUCGAGAUCCUUUCGAAAGGACUGGCCAGCCCACACUGCAUCUUAAAAAUCCUCAAGCUGCUCGACUGCGGGCUCACCAGUAAAGGAUGUUUUUCAUUGGCUGAGGCACUGAAGGUAACCCCCUCCCAUCUUCAAGAGCUGGACCUGAGGUGGAACAAUCUGUCAGAUGAGGGGGUCGAGAUCCUCUCGAAAGGACUGGCCAGCCCACACUGCAUCUUAAAAAUCCUAAAUCUGCAAAAGUGCAAGAUCACCAGUAAAGGAUGUGUUUCAUUGGCUGAGGCUCUCAAGGUAAACCCCUCCCAUUUUCAAGAGCUGGACCUGAGUGGCAACAAUCUGUCGGAUGAAGGGGUUGAGAUCCUCUCGAAAGGAUUGGCCAGACCACACUGCAUCUUAAAAAUCCUCAAUCUGGAACACUGCGGGAUUACCAGUAAAGGAUGUUUUUCAUUGGCUGAGGCACUGAAGGUAACCUCCUCCCAUCUUAAAGAGUUGGACCUGACCCAGAACAAUCUGUCGGAUGAAGGGGUUGAGAUCCUCUCGAAAGGACUGGCCAGCCCACACUGCAUCUUAAAAAUCCUCAAGCUGUCCGACUGCGGGAUCACCUGUAAAGGAUGUGUUUCAUUGGCUGAGGCACUGAAGGUAACCCACUCCCAUCUUCAAGAGUUGGACCUGACCCAGAACAAUCUGUCGGAUGAAGGGGUUGAGAUCCUCUCGAAAGGACUGGCCAGCCCACACUGCAUCUUAAAAAUCCUCAAGCUGCUCGACUGCGGGAUCACCUGUAAAGGAUGUGUUUCAUUGGCUGAGGCACUGAAGGUAACCCACUCCCAUCUUCAAGAGUUGGACCUGACCCAGAACAAUCUGUCGGAUGAAGGGGUUGAGAUCCUCUCGAAAGGACUGGCCAGCCCACACUGCAUCUUAAAAAUCCUCAAGCUGCUCGACUGCGGGAUCACCAGUAAAGGAAGUUUUUCACUGGCUGAGGCUCUCAAGGUAACCCCCUCCCAUCUUCAAGAGCUGGACCUGACCAUGAACAAUCUUUCAGAUGAGGGGGUUGAGAUCCUCUCGAAAGGACUCGCCAGCCCACACUGCAUCUUAAAAAUCCUCAAGCUGUCACUGUGUGGGAUCGCAGAUAAAGGAUGCAUUUCAUUGGCCAAGGCUCUCAAGUUAAACCCCUCCCAUCUUCAAGAGUUAUUUCUCAUCAACAAUCGAAUAAUUGAAAAAGAAAAGAGGGUCUUAUUGGAGAUCAAGGAGGAUCCCAGCUAUAGCCUGAAGACUGUCGAAUUUAGCCAGAGGACCAGGUGUCGGCGCUACGGGCAAGUGGCCUCGCUCACAGAAUUCGAGGAGGUCGUCAUUUCUUCUGGUUCUUUGCAGCCACAUGGAGGUGGAGUUCAUCCAUUUAACGCUAGAGGCUGGUUCGGCGACAUCAAAGAGUUCUCUUUCUUCUCAGGGCCAGAGAAGGCCACUCGGCCGACGACCAGUGGCUCGUCGCAUGCCACGCGGCAGCCAGGCUCUCUCAUCUGCAGUUCUAGUUUGUGUCCAGACUUCCACCCCCCUUUGGUCCUCUUCGCAAGCCCGCCUAUGAAGCUAUCCUCGGCUUGGCAUCAGGCAGCCACGCGCGCUGACAUCGGCCGGUUUGGCGUUCAUUCCCCUCUGCGUCCCCGGAAACGAGCACUGCCAGCCUGCCGGGGCCUCAGCAGAACGACGAGCCGGGGGCUGGUCGAUCAGUGA
This is a messenger RNA of Nerophis lumbriciformis (worm pipefish), 4092 nucleotides long. The record is from RefSeq and is a predicted model, not a curated record. Lineage: Eukaryota; Metazoa; Chordata; Actinopteri; Syngnathiformes; Syngnathidae.